UGUCCCAUUUCUUCUCAGAUUCGUUCGACCUCACGCGUCCUCCAUCCCUUCCCUACCUUACCCUCAACGUCUCGCCGCCGACGCCGCCCAGCUCCUUCGGCCGAGGGAUUUCCGCCGCGCCGAUCUGACCGCCCCGUCCCCUCCGUCGCGGGCGCCUCUCCAUCUCGUGCCGCCCCCGCCGCUCCUCCCUGCCACACGCGAGGAGGGCGGCGCCGCUGCCCCUGCCCCGCCGCUUGUCCCCCAUCUUCUCCGCGCGGAUCCGCCUCCGAGGUUUCUACAAUCAUAAACUGUCCUACUUUUACAUGGAAUUUUCCUAAACAUCAAUAAAGGAUGAGAUUGAGGAGCAUAAAUGGACUGCGGUGCAAGCAGCUUAAGCUCGUCCUUCUUGCUUUCUUCAUAAUGUUUAUUCUCUGGAAAUGGGAGGAAGGAACAUACUACAAUACUGAAGAUAUCCACCCAGAUUCAUUGGUUGUGUCUCAUCCAGCUAACUCAAAGUUUGUAGAUCAGCAUACAUCUUCAGAUGAAGACUUCCCAAGUGUAGAUUCAUUGCCACAGCCAGUAGUUAAAGUAGGAAAGCAAGUUACCGGUGCACCACCACCAGUGCCACUUGUCGGUGUUCCUGCUAUUGUGGGAGGUGAACAGGGGGCAUCGCCUUCUAAGUUGAAAGAAUGUAACCACAGAAAUGGAAGAUGGGUUCCUGACAAGCGCAGACCACUCUACUCUGGUUUUGGCUGUAAACAGUGGCUUUCUGAGAGCUGGUCCUGCAGAUUGACUCAGCGCACUGAUUUUGAUUACGAACAAUUUAGAUGGCAACCUGAAGCUUGUGAUAUGCCAGAGUUUGAGGCCUCUCAGUUCUUGAUGAGAAUGCAGGGCAAAACCAUUGCUUAUGUGGGCGAUUCUUUAGGGAGGCAGAUGUUUCAGUCCAUGAUGUGUAUGGCUACUGCCGGAGAAGAGCGGGCAGACGUGGAAGAUGUCGGUGCGGAGUACGGGUUUGUCUUAGCACCAGGCGCAAAAAGACCAGAUGGCUGGGCUUACCGGUUCCCGAGCACCAACACGACCAUUCUAUACCAUUGGUCGUCGACGCUAUGUGAUCUGGAGCCUCUGAAUCCAUCAGAUCCAGCCACCAGCUACGCCAUGCACCUCGACCGCCCACCUGCUUUCGUGCGGGACAACCUCCACAGGAUCCACGUUCUGGUCCUCAACACCGGCCACCACUGGAACCGGGGCAAGCUAAGGGCAAACAAGUGGGAGAUGUACGUCGGCGGAUCCCCGAACCGCAACAAGAACAUCGCCGCCAUCUGGAAGGCCAAGAACUUCACCAUCCACAGCGUCGUCAAGUGGCUGGACGCGCAGCUCCCCCGCCACCCCCACCUGAAGGCCUUCUACCGAUCCAUCUCGCCCCGGCAUUUCUUCAACGGGGACUGGGACACCGGCGGCCGCUGCGACAGCACGAGCCCUCUGGCCAAGGGCAGCGGCAUCUCCCUGAACCGCUCCGAGGACACCGAUGCCGAGGGCGCGGUGAUGGGAACCAGGGUCAGGCUGCUGGAUGUCACCGCUCUUUCGCGCCUGAGGGACGAAGGGCACAUAUCACGGUACAGCAUCAAGGCCACACAGGGGAUCCAGGACUGCCUGCACUGGUGCCUCCCUGGAGUGCCCGACACGUGGAACGAGAUCCUCACGGCGCAGUUGUUAUAGUCUGUAUGUAGUUGGAUGGAAAAUGAGCUAAUUGUUACGAUAUGUAUACGGUGAUUAUUGCUGGUAUUUA
This is a messenger RNA of Triticum dicoccoides, 1765 nucleotides long. RefSeq names its product protein trichome birefringence-like 14. Gene Ontology annotation, molecular function: O-acetyltransferase activity. NCBI's taxonomy places the organism in Eukaryota, Viridiplantae, Streptophyta, Magnoliopsida, Poales, Poaceae. The coding region runs from base 331 to 1695 and encodes 454 amino acids. The record is from RefSeq and is a predicted model, not a curated record. The transcript is spliced from 5 exons. Gene Ontology annotation, cellular component: Golgi apparatus.